GUCUGACUUAAGAAGUCAGUUUCAAGUCGCAUGUGGUGCAGUAAGCAGUGUUAUUUUAGUGUAGAACUAAAAAUAAAAUUAAUAUUGACCACAUGAAAAAUAUUGAGUGCGUGAUUUCUUAUCUGAAUUUAUCGCCUGUUUCGAGUGCUAUCGCUACAAGAUGGCAUCGCUAGCGAUUCGCGAGGCACCUGCACCACCUCCGAUGUCGGCCGUAGAGAUUCAACAGGAGUAUUUCGAAGCUGUAGGGAGCGUGGACUGGGAACUUUAUGAAAAAAAAGAUCGAAAAUAUUUACUUCAAAAAAUUGCCGUAGCGCUGUGUGGUCCGCCGACCAAAGAAGGAAACCUGACUACUGAUGGCCACCUGAAACUUCAAGGCUAUGAACUUCGCGACGAGGAAAGCAUCAUGAAAGUGUUCGAAAAGAUAUGUGAACAAGCAAAAUAUUCAUACAAUGGCGACAAUAUUCUCAUUUCAAUAUUGAGAAUAGUAUGCGUAGUUCCCAAGGAAGAAGUGCCGUUUUACCUUCCAACACCCUCGGACUAUUGGGUUGAUUUGCAUGGAAAAAGGGAGGAAGUUCACACAUACAUUUUUCACGUUUUUUCUUUGAGGCAGUGCAUUUCUAUGAAGCCUGGAGUAAAGAGUUGUCGAGUGUACAUAGAUCACGACGCACGAGUCUAUAAAAACUGGGAAGAUUACUUAUCUGAAAACACUUUGCCGAAAUCUGUCCUCGUGGUUCCAGAAAAUGGCGAGUACAAAGGCAGAAAUGUUCGCAGGCAGGGAGUAGGUGACAUUGACAUGCCAAAAGUUAGGCUGACGGUGGUUCCUUCACCAGCAUUGGGAUUGGGAGCAACAGUGAUUAGCGCUACUGAUAAACUUAGCACGGUGGCCAACAUUGGCGCCCUAGCAGGAGUGGUGGGUGCACUUGCCGCCCCAGCAAUUGCGCCCGUGGCGCUUAGUGCAGCGAUGGUAGUAGGUGUUGCUACCGGCAGCUAUGCUAUCGUACGGUCUUCGAUCACUUUGACCGAUAGAAAUAAACACGAGCAAAGUAUAGGAUUAGAAAACUCAGAGGCCCGUGCCAGUUGGAUUAAUAUACUGGUGUCCAGUGUGGGAAUGUCAUGUAGCGCUGCUGGGAAGCUGUUGUCUUGGGCAGCCGCAUCUGGUACUAACGUUAAGAUUCUUAUGAACGCCGUCCAAUUUUUACAAUAUGCAAACCUGGGUUCUGGAUGUAUUGGAGUCGCCAAUAGUCUAGGAGACAUGAUAUACAAGUAUAACAAAUACGAUGAAACGCCGACGGGCUUGGAAAUAUUCCAGUUUACGACGUCAGCCCUAUUCUUAGGUAUAGGCGUUAUGUCCAACAGAACUGCGCAGGAUAUCGUACAAGACGCCCAAGCGGACACCAUCAACAAAAUGAGGGAUGAUCUUUCAAGCAAUGCGAAGAAGAAAAUGUUCGAUAAGAUGUCUGCAGAAACUCGCAGAGUCAAGGGAAUGGUGCAAGGCAAUGCUGACGUGAUACAGGCUGUCAAAAACAUUGAAAACCCUGAUGAAUUCUUCGCAAAACUUGCAAGAAUUAACAAACAGCUAAACAAGAACAAACUUCGCAUUUCCCUAUCGCCAGACGGGCAACCACUAAUUAACAACAAUUAUAAAGUAGGCGUUGGCGACUUACAAGCGCUCGGUAAACAAGGUCGAGACCAACUAUUUGCCAAAUAUGGCCCAGCAAAUGUAACCACUAAGAAUGCACCAACUAGAGUGUAUGCCUCAAAUACCUCAGCCAACAGUUCGUCGUUGUCUCAACAAAACACAUCUUGGACCGUAAGACCCGAGGAAAUCAUCAAGAUCACCACAUUUCUUAUAAAUCUAAGCAAAAUAGAUCAAGACCAACUCGCGGAAAUUGUUUCGAUUUUAAGUGCCGAUAUUCACGAUGCGUUUUUACUUCUAUGUGCUGAAAUGAUAGCUUCAUUAAUACCAGCAGAAAUUAAAAAACUUUUGGCCUUAGAUUCCCACUUUAAAAUUCGCAUUAUCCUUUUCAUAUUCAAUUACAUUAGAUCACAAAUCAGCGUAGACGAUCCCAAUUCAAAUCUUUCUUUUGCGAACAUACUGAAAGAAUAUGUAAGAGAGGGUAGAAUAAACAAAUUUACGCUCUUGAGACUCAAAAAGAAGCUGAUGGAAAAAGUGGACAAAUAUAAAACCGAUCCUCGUUUGUUUGACGACAUGCACAGUUUUCGAAACACCUACAACAGCAGCGAGCUAUCGACAAUCCGGACUGGAGAAGUCCUCAAAAUAGGAGCCCACGAGAUUCUCAUAAAAAAUAACACAACAGAAAAACUCGAAGAAUACCUAGAAAUGUAUUCUCAAAGCCAAUGCGACAAGUUUCUAAGCCUGUGCUUUGGAUUAAUAUCGUCUUUGUCUAAAACGCAGCUACAGAGUUUGAAUAAAAUUAAUCCUGACGAAGACGCAGUUUUGCAAGUUUCGUACUUCUUAGUUCACGAAACUGAAGGAAUACUAUUUGACUUCUUAAUUGAAGAAAGUAUGGAGACAGAAUUAUUAUUAGAGGAUAUGAUUGUGUCUCUUAAAGAUGAUUUGAUGAGAUGGUGUUAUAAGCAGAGGGUUCGCCCUCACAAAACUUGUGAAGUGUGCAAAGGAAUCCGUUAUACCUAAACUAGCGACCCGCCCCUGUUCGCACAGUUACAAAUUUACAAUGUAUUAAACUUAUGUACCUAAAAACCUUCCUCUUGAAUCACUAUAUCUAAUAAAAAAAACUGCAUCAAAAUCCGUUUUAAAGAUAUACCUAAGCAUACAUACAGACAGACAGCGGAUAGACAUUUGUUUUAUACUAUGUAAUUAUAAUGAUAUGGUAUAAUGUGGUGCUCGUAAUUAUAUCGCCAAGUGCCUUAUAGUAUUAUCAAUUUAAGUUAGCUCUAAAGAUACAAAUACAUGUCAAUAUAAAUAAGAGUAUAUUUCAACAUUUCGUUGAAUAACAUAAAAAUAAUUUAAACAACAGUGAAUAAAUAAGUUGCUAAAUUUUA
This is a messenger RNA of Ostrinia furnacalis (Asian corn borer), 3024 nucleotides long. RefSeq lists its product as uncharacterized. Lineage: Eukaryota; Metazoa; Arthropoda; Insecta; Lepidoptera; Crambidae. The transcript is spliced from 12 exons. Bases 161 to 2656 code for a protein of 831 amino acids. The record is from RefSeq and is a predicted model, not a curated record.